CUACACUGGUAAUCAGAAUCUCUCACUUUAUCUCUUUCUGUCACUUCUUGUCUUAUUCACAAUAACUAUUUCUGUGUUUCGUCAGUCCCUCUAUAAUUCACUUUGAGGCACGUACAAGACUGCUAUAUAAUAAUUGAAAAGAUUCAUCCUCCUGCAUUUAUCGCGUGUAAGUGAUUUAACUAGAAGAGACUUAUCUUCAAUAUUUACAUUUGUUAUCAUAUAGGUACAGUGCAAAGUUCAUGAUUUAUUAUUUUAUUUCAAGUUUAUGAUUCAAUCAUCCUAGUAAUCAAGGUGUUGUGUGGAACGUUUCUUCUUAAAUCUUGUUGAUUCAUUUAUAAAUGUGAGUAUGGGCGAAAAGUAUUUGUGCUCUUAAGAUACAUUUGGAAACUGCAUCACUGUAAUAUUUACAAAAUUAUUUUGAAGUAUUAUUGAACAGGAUUUCUUGCAAAAAGCUCCUCAAUAAUUAUUAACUGAAAUGGAGUUGCGGCUGCCAGAUGGUCUUCCGUCCGAGCUGGAUAGAUUUGAGGGGAAAGCUCAUGGAGAUCAUCCUCCUCUCAAGUAUAUGAUACAGGUGAUAACUGAGGAUUUGAUAGAAGAUGCUGUUCAGCACAUGACCAAAUAUUUUCUUGUCAGAGAAAAUAUAUUAUCUUCUGCAGCUUACCUAGAGGAUAGCGUUUCUAUGAAGGUAUGUCAUGAUCUUUGGAGAAAAAUUCUAAAAGUAGGAGUUGGUUUGGUGGCAUUGGUAGAACUUAAUGAAGAUGGAGAAACUAAGAAGAAAGUAGCUGGAAUAAAUCUAACAACCAUUGCAAACUUGGAUGAUGAAAAGAAUAGUAAAGACGAGCUUCUAAAGCUGCAAGGAAAAGCCGUGAAGAAGACUGUUCGAACCGUUAUUGAUCUGGAGAAAGAUGUUGAUAUUGCUAGCCUCUACGGCACUCGCAAGUAUUUGACGGCAUACGGCCUGAGCGUUGCGCCGCAGUACAGUGGAGAUGGAGUUGGGUAUCGGCUGCUGAUGGCUCGCACACCGCUUUGCAGAGCCCUGGGCAUUCGUCUCACCGUCACCGCAUUCACGAGCCCACUAUCUCAGUACUUGGCCAAAAAAGCUGGAUUCGAGACUGUAACUUCAUUGGACUACAAAACGUACAAGCAUGGUGACAAACUGGCCUAUCCCAGAUUGGACGGUUCUAUCGCUCUCAUGGCAAAACGUAUUCCAGCUUCUUGUGAACUAUGACAGUAUUAUUGAAUCCAAAGACAUUUUGUAAAACAAUUAGCAUGAUGUGUGGUUGCGAAUAUUAAUGGCAUUCCUGAAAUCUUCAGUUUCUUCUUUCAAAGAAGGAUAUUUUUUAAUGGGGUAAAGAUACGUUCUGACUUGUAUAAGAGGGUGAGAAGAAUGUCCUAUAUUCGGGUGUCAUAAGGUAGCGUAUAGCCAAACCUAACUCUAACCCUAAGCUUGGGGUUUUCUAUCUAAAAAAUAUCAAAACAUUCAAUAAAGCCAGAAUAAUGUCAU
Nilaparvata lugens (brown planthopper) is the source of this 1504-nucleotide messenger RNA. RefSeq lists its product as uncharacterized. The coding region runs from base 476 to 1228 and encodes 250 amino acids. Lineage: Eukaryota; Metazoa; Arthropoda; Insecta; Hemiptera; Delphacidae. The transcript has 4 exons. Gene Ontology annotation, molecular function: N-acetyltransferase activity. The record is from RefSeq and is a predicted model, not a curated record.